This is a messenger RNA of Oryzias latipes (Japanese medaka), 1603 nucleotides long. Lineage: Eukaryota; Metazoa; Chordata; Actinopteri; Beloniformes; Adrianichthyidae. The record is from RefSeq and is a predicted model, not a curated record.
AUGACAGAACGUGUUUUCAUGGCUCUUGGCACAAUAGAUGAUGUGCUAGCCAAUCAGAAACGUCAGUAUUUCAGCCAAAUGCAGUCUGCCAUUAGCCACUGGGAUUAUUUAAAGCAAAAAGAUAUAAUAGAAUUUGAAUCCCUAUUAAAGCAGAUGCUGUGUGUUGAUUCAAAGGACAGAAUUACUCCAGAAGAAGCUCUAAACCAUAAUUUUAUUAGCAUGAAUCAUCUUUCUAAAAGCGAAGCACAUCCUUAUGUAAGAUCAGCACAUAGACUCAUGUCUGUCUGCCAAGACACUGAAAAUGGAAAAUCUGCAACCACAAAUAACAAAACUGACCAUACGGAAACUAGUACAGACAUUUCAGCAUUUAGUGCAGCAAAGCUAACUGCUCAAAAAUCUGCAGAAACACAGAAUACUUAUGAACUGACUGAGCGUGAAAAACAGUCACCGGCGCAAAACUCUCCAAAAAAACAUAAGACUCAAGAAACUGUUAUUCACGUGAAACCCUAUAUUCCCGUUGACACUGAGACCAACAGUAAAGCCUCAGAAUGGGUCGUAGAAAGCAGCAGCUCUUCUGGUGGAAAAAACAUGGAAGCUUCAACAAAGCCAACCUCAUGCAAAAAGAAGAAAGUUCCUCGCUCUUCACCUGUGGAAAAGACUCAGCAUGAAGUACAGUUACCAGCGCAUAACACACCUAGAAUACUAAAACCUCAAGAAACUGUCAUUCAUGUGAAGCCCUGUAGUCCAGUUGAAAAUCAAAGAUCCAAAAGACCACUCAAAGUGGAGACUGAGACCAACAUUAAAGCCCCAGAAAGGAUCGUAGAAAGCAGCAGCUCUUCUGGUGGGAAAAACAUGGAAGCUUCAACAAAGCCAACCUCAUGCAGAAAGAAGAAAGUUCCACGCUCUGCAGCUGCGAAAAACACUGAGCGUGAAGAACAGUCACAGGCGCAAAACUCUCCAAAAAAACGUAAGACUCAAGAGACUGUUAUUCACGUGAAACCCUAUAUUCCCGUUGAGACUGAGACCAACAGUAAAGCCUCAGAAUGGGUCGUAGAAAGCAGCAGCUCUUCUGGUGGAAAAAACAUGGAAGCUUCAACAAAGCCAACCUCAUGCAAAAAGAAGAAAGUUCCCCGCUCUGCAGCUGUGGAAAAGACUCAGCAUGAAGUACAGUUACCGGCGCAAAACUCACCUAGAAUACUAAAACCUCAAGAAACUGUCAUUCACGUAAAGCCCUAUAGUCCAGUUGAGAUUCAAGGAUCCAAAAGACCACUCAAAGUGGAGACUGAGAUCAACAUUAAAGUCUCAGAAAGGAUCGUAGAAAGCAGCAGCUCUUCUGGUGGGAAAAACAUGGAAGCUUCAACAAAGCCAACCUCAUGCAAAAAGAAGAAAGUUCCCCGCUCUGUAGCUGUGGAAAAGACUCAGCAUGAAGUACAGUUACCGGCGCAAAACUCUAAGGGGAAAACUAAAAAGUCAUUCAUGUCAAGAAUUACAGCACUGUUUUCUAGAAUAUGGCCAUUUUCCAAAAAAUAAGUUUACUGUAUUAAAACAUAAUUUGGGAAAAAAAGAGCCUUAUUAGAUUAAUAUGGUCCUUAGUAAAAUAAAU